AUGAGUAAGGAACUUAAAAACAACAGUAAGAUACGAAGACUAUCCCCCUUUAUCAUUACAGAUAAUCUAAUUAUAGUCAGAGGAAUACUACGUCAUUCAACACUUUCGAAUGAACAAAAACAUCCUAUAGUUUUACCGUUUGGUCAUAAGGUCACGCAGCUAAUUUUUACAUACUUUCAUGAAAUACUGUUACAUGGAGGGCCCCAGUUGUUGUUAUCAGAAGUAAGACUUCGGUUUUGGCCUCUAAAGGGUAGACUAACAGCUCGUUCCACGACAUCACGUUGUGUUACAUGUGUUCGAGCAAAGUCUAAAUUUGAAAACCCGAUCAUGGCUACCUUGCCAAGUACCAGAGUACGGCCUGCAAGACCAUUUGUGUCAACAGGGGUUGAUUUUGUGGGACCCGGGACCCUUGAUGUUCGAAGUGUCACAAGCAUAAAAACAUGGAUUGCAGUUUUUGUGUGUCUGGCAACUAGAGCAAUACAUUUGGAGUAA
This is a messenger RNA of Macrosiphum euphorbiae (potato aphid), 492 nucleotides long. The record is from the annotation of a GenBank genome assembly. Lineage: Eukaryota; Metazoa; Arthropoda; Insecta; Hemiptera; Aphididae.